Anthostomella pinea is the source of this 1122-nucleotide messenger RNA. The record is from the annotation of a GenBank genome assembly. NCBI's taxonomy places the organism in Eukaryota, Fungi, Ascomycota, Sordariomycetes, Xylariales, Xylariaceae.
AUGGCUGCCGACGCCCCCAGACAAUACGUCCCUCUGACCUGCCACGGCCACUCGCGCCCAGUCCCGCAUAUCAGCUUCUCGCCGCUUGAGAAGGACGACGUGUACUACCUGAUUUCGGCUUGCAAGGUGCUGACCCUGAGCUCUGCAGACGGCAAUCCCAUGCUUCGUGAUGGUCAGACUGGCGACUGGAUCGGCACCUUCAUAGGUCACAAGGGCGCUGUCUGGCAAGCCAGGCUGAGCCCUGACGCUUCCACUGCUGCGACCGCCUCUGCAGACUUCACAGCGAAGAUUUGGGAUACCCAUACUGGCGAGGCCCUGUUAACCCUCCAACACGACCACAUCGUCCGUGCUGUCGCAUACCCUCCCGAUAACUCCGAUUUGGUCGCAACCGGCGGCAUGGAGAAGAAGCUUCGCAUCUUUGACUUGACCGAGAUGAAGCCUGCGUCUGGUGCAGGCGACUCUUCCUACAACGGGAACGGUGUCGGUGCUGCUGCUUUGGCAUCCACGAUUCCGGCUUCUUCAGCUUUCGAGAUUGGAGCCGGAACCCAUACUGCGUCGAUCAAGUUCAUCGUCUGGACUAGGGACCCGAACAUCUUGAUCACAGCCUCUGACAACACUCUACGCUGGUUUGAUCUGCCCUCCCGAAGCAUUAUCAAGCAGGAGGUUCUGGACGGAGAGAUCGGCUCCUGUGAGUUCUGUGCGCUGGCUCCCGAGUACACCUCCAAGACGGACAUUGGCGAAGGCUUCCCGGUCCUGGCUGUUGCAGCUGGCAAGUCGAUCUAUUUCUGGAGUGGGAUCCGUGCAACCGAGGAGCUCAAGCGCGUCAAGAUGGACUACAAGGUUGCCAGUGUCGCAUUGGACCCCAAGGGCAGGAAGAUCGUCGUCGGGGAGGAUAUUCCAGCUACGUGGGCAAGAGUCUAUCGUUGGGACGAUGGUUCCGAGAUUGAUAUCCACAAGGGCCAUCAUGGACCGGUCUGGUCCGUCGCGUUCUCCCCGGACGGGAAGCUGUAUGCCACCGGCUCAGAGGAUGGAACGAUCAAGAUGUGGAAGAACUGCGAGGGCUUCUAUGGCCUCUGGCGCGGUGGUCCAGGAGGAGGAGGAAAUGAAGCGAACGCCCAGUAG